Messenger RNA from Staurois parvus, 990 nucleotides. NCBI's taxonomy places the organism in Eukaryota, Metazoa, Chordata, Amphibia, Anura, Ranidae. The record is from the annotation of a GenBank genome assembly.
AUGGUGAACCGGACUCUGGUGGUCCCUCCCUGGAUUGUGUAUAACCAUCACCGCCAGCCAUUCAGUAAUACUCACGUUCCGUAUGAGGAGUUCUUCCAGUUGGCUCCCCUGCAGAAGUAUCACCGAGUGAUGAGCAUGGAGGACUUCAUGGAGAAACUGGCCCCCAGACACUGGCCGGCGGACAAGCGUGUGGCCUAUUGCUUCACAGCGGCUGCCAAGAGGAGCUCCGACCAGCAGUCCUGUCCAAUGAAGGAUGGCAACCCAUUUGGUCCAUUCUGGGAUCACUUUCACAUCGAUUUCAUCCGCUCCGAGCUGUUUGACGGAAUUAACUUCAGUGCUUAUUACAAAGAUGCCUGGAUGAGCAGGUAUCCUUCCUCUACACACCCGGUUCUGGCCCUCCCCGGGGCCCCUGCCCAGUUCCCCGUCCUGGAAGAACACAGAGGGUUGCAGAAAUACAUGGUAUGGUCCAAAAAGAUUGUUGAAGAGGGAGACAUGCACAUCCGGAAGUUACUCGUUAGACCCUUUGUGGGUGUCCAUCUGAGGAUCGGAUCGGAUUGGGUAAAUGCUUGUAAGAUGGUGAGUGACGGCACGGCCGGUCCGCAUUUCAUGGCCUCUCCGCAGUGCGUCGGCUACGACCGCCUAAAGGCCACGCCCCUCACCGUGAGCAUGUGUCUCCCGGACCUCAGAGAGAUCAAACGUGCCGUGAGCCAAUGGGUGAAGAGGACAAAAUCCCGAUCCGUCUACGUGGCCACCGACUCCACCUCCCACACCGCCGAGUUACAGAAAGCCCUGGGGAAGGAGGUGAAAGUGGUCAGCCUCCAGCCGGACGUAGCCCAGAUCGACCUCUACAUCCUGGGCCAGAGCGAACAUUUCAUCGGGAACUGCGUUUCGUCCUUCACCGCCUUCGUGAAGCGGGAGCGGGACCUACAGGGAAAGCCGUCCUCGUUCUUUGGGAUGGACUCGCCUGGCAGGAAGCAGGAUGAGUUGUGA